Neomonachus schauinslandi (Hawaiian monk seal) is the source of this 2510-nucleotide messenger RNA. It is a transcript of the gene ANKRD10, whose product is annotated as ankyrin repeat domain 10. Gene Ontology annotation, molecular function: protein binding. Bases 120 to 1382 code for a protein of 420 amino acids. The record is from RefSeq and is a predicted model, not a curated record. Lineage: Eukaryota; Metazoa; Chordata; Mammalia; Carnivora; Phocidae. The transcript has 6 exons.
UCCGCAGCCGGCGGGACGAGGCGGCCACAGUCGCGCUCCUUUGUGCUCCGGCGGCGGCCUCUCGGGUCCUCACCGCGCGUCCUUUCGGUCGGCUAGCCCGAGCUCUCCGGUGACGGACCAUGUCGACGGCAGGAGCGGGCGCAGGCGUGGAGGCGGGCUUCUCCAGCGAGGAGCUGCUGUCGCUCCGCUUCCCGCUGCACCGCGCCUGCCGCGACGGGGACCUGGCCGCGCUCUGCUCGCUGUUGCAGCAGACGCCGCGCGCCCACCUGGCCGCCGAGGACUCCUUCUACGGCUGGACGCCCGUGCACUGGGCCGCGCACUUCGGCAAGUUGGAGUGCCUCAUCCAGUUGGUGAGAGCUGGAGCCACGCUGGACGUCUCCACUACGCGCUACGCACAGACCCCAGCCCACAUCGCUGCUUUCGGGGGCCACCCCCAGUGCCUCAUCUGGUUGAUUCAAGCAGGAGCCAGCAUUAACAAACCGGACUGUGAGGGCGAGACCCCCAUUCACAAGGCGGCUCGCUCUGGGAGCCUGGACUGCGUCAGUGCCCUGGUGGCCAACGGGGCCCACAUCGACCUGAGAAAUGCCAGUGGCCUGACAGCAGCAGACAUUGCUCAAACCCAGGGUUUCCAAGAGUGCACCCAGUUUCUCUUGAACCUGCAGAAUUGUCACCUGAGCCGUUUCUAUGAUAACGGCCCAGUAAAUGGGGGCCAUCAGAGCCGAUUCCUUAAUCAUACUAGCGCGGGAACCAGUCGCAAGAGAUGCUUGGAAGAUCCGGAGCCCUUUGGAGUAAAGAAGGCUAGAAUCGAAGCCCGGAGCUCGGGUCCCUGCAGGCCGCUGGGGAACGGCGACGCGGAUGACGAAGCUGACACGAUGCUGGUCGAUAGAGAGCUUGCUGCUGUAACAGAUAUGAAAAACAGUAGCCCCGUGUUGGAUACACUGACAAAUGGAUGUGUCAUCAAUGGACAUUUGGACUUCCCCUCCACGACACAGCUCAAUGGGAUGGAGAGCAGGAAUGACCAGUGCUUAUCAGGAUCUAAUGGAAUUAGCAAUGGAUUAGUUCGAGGACGGCCUUUUCCAAGUAGCCAGGGCUCUGUUUGUGUUAAUGGGACUGAGGACCCAGAAAAGACGAUGAGCGUUAAUGCGGAGAUGUGCGGCUCUCUGCACCUGAAUGGGAGUCCGAGUAGCUGCGUAGCUAAUAGACCUUCCUGGGUGGAGGACAUUGAGGAGAAUCUGCACUAUGGGCAUUACCAUGGGUUUGGGGACACCGCUGAAAGCAUCCCUGAGCUUAAUAGCACGGCGGAGCACCCCAACUCCGCGAAGGGGGGAGAGAGACACGGUGGGGCUGCCCUGGGGGCCAUGCACCUCUACCAUGGCUCGUAGAGACCAGCGGCCUGACGGUAUCUGGAUACACCCAUCCCUCCUGGUAGCCAGCUCACAAUACUCACGUAGCAGCCAUUGGAGGGAGUGCCACGGCUUGUGCUAUUUUUUUAUACUUCAGCUUUCUGAAAAAGUAAGCUUUUAUUUGAAAAGUUCCUCGUGAGUCCUACUGUAUGCACGAGUAGGACUGAUUGAGCGCCCAGGUGUUUCUUCUGUGGGGUGGCAAGCCUCUUUCAGAAUUUAAUUUUUCUGCUGCCAGCCUCGAUGUUUUCCUUUAAACACCGUCACCACAAAAUGCCAUCUUUCCUCUUGUCAAGUGAAAUUACAUCAGAUCAGGAUAAAUGAGAGGCAGUAGAUGAGGUGCCUGGUGACUCAACUCCUUGCACAUAGUCAUUUUGAAAAGCUUGCUUUUCCUCUUUCCUUUAGAAUUUAUGACCGAAGACCGCUCUUUCCCUAUGCAAAGUACAGCCUUACAAAGAUUUCUUGAAGAAAAGAACAUUUGUCUUUUUCAAAGUCUUUUCAUUGAAACUUUGCAACUUGCCAUGUGGUGGGUCUCGCUUACAGGCACACAUGGUGAUUUGGGGAUGGAAGUGGCCCCUUCAACGAUGUAGCUCCCUGCCCCGGGUUUCACUGAAAACACCUGCAGCCUGGGACUGACUUCUGACCCAUUGUGAUUUUAUUCCACAUUUCUUGCUUUGUCUCUACAGUUUUUACCACAGAUAACGGUUUCCUUUAUAUGUAGUGGAAAUUACUAUUUGUAGGAACUGUCAGGUCAGAAUAUUUAACUGACUAUUUUGACUUAUAUUUUCUUUUUUCCUUGUUUUCGUUUUUGGGGGUUUUCUGCUUUAAAAUAUAUACCACUAUGUAUAUCCAGUCCACUGAGAGAAUUUUGGAUCUCUCUUAAUAAAACUGCACUAAGUUUAUGGUUUUAUAGAAAUUAGCUUUUGUUUAAGCAGCUAGUGGUCACACUGUGCAAAUAUUAUAAUGAAUUUUUACUUUUCUGAUUUUUGUAAUAAAAAUUGGUGAAGACAGAGAAAAUGUCAAAUGAACAAGCCAAUGUUCUAAGAGUGUUACUAACAUCUUGUUUUUAAACUGUACUUUACAAAUUGAAUAAAAAACUCUCACACUCGA